Messenger RNA from Spirodela intermedia, 3261 nucleotides. The record is from the annotation of a GenBank genome assembly. NCBI's taxonomy places the organism in Eukaryota, Viridiplantae, Streptophyta, Magnoliopsida, Alismatales, Araceae.
AUGACGCGCCAAUUACUACAAAUGCUUAUGCAAUGCAUGGGUUUUGCAGAUAUUGACAACAGUUUUGCAGCCAUAUUCAAGCUGAUUACUGCUAAAGAUAACAGUUCUGCUGAACUCUCGAAUGAAGCAUCAGAAUUGCAUACACUUAUUCAGGAUUUAGAUAGGCAUUACGUAUCUCUUUAUGGGAGUUAUCAUCAAUUGAUAGGGAAGCUUUCAGAAAAAGUUCAUGACGGAAAGUCAAAUGGCAGCUUCUUAGUUGACCACAGUUCAUCAGAUUCCAAUUCAUCAGAUUCGGACUCAAAUAAGUCCGACAAUGGAAAUGACAGGGGUGAUACAGGCACAGAGAGGGGCUUGGGAGGAGAGAAAAUUUCUGUGGAAGAUUUCCACUAUUUGCAGUCACAACUUGAGAUCUUGAAAAGUAAAAACUUUGACCUGGAGACGGAACUGAGAUCUAUGGGUUUGAAGAUAAAAGAAGGAGAAAAUCUAGCCACGAAAUUUUCUGAAAGGGAGGCGGAAUACUUUUUAAUGCAAGAUGAACUAAACAAUACGAGAAAGAAGAUAGAGGAUUUACGGGUUGAGAAUGAAAAAUUGAAGCAAGAACACCAUGAGCAAGAAUUUCUCACCAAUGAAAGGCUGCAAUCUCUCAAAGAAGAGAAUCAAACUUUGUUAGGUCAAAAGUCUGUGAUUUAUGGCAGGCUAGAACAGACAGAGAAGAAUGUGGAAGAGUUCCAAGUCAAAAAUGUGCAAUUGCAGAAUGAGAAUGCUGAUGUGAAGGGAGAAUUGGAAACUUUGAAAGAUGAGCUUAACUAUACCAAAGAAAGCCUUCUUACCUCCCAGAAUGAGAAUGGAGAUCUAAGGCAAGAUCUUGAGAAAUCCAUGAAAUUACAAUCUCUAACAGAUCAAAAGUAUGAAGCUCUCGUUCUUGAAAAUUCUACGGUCCUGAAGAAGUUGGGGGAGACUGAUGAACUUAUAGAAACAUAUAAAGUCGAAGGUGAACGAUUGAAAUCUGAGAUAUCAUUAUUACAAGAUGCAAAUGGAGUUUUAAAGCAGGAACUGGAAGCUGUGGUACAGAAAAUGGAUGAUCUAAAGCGGAAAUUAAUAUCCACAAGUGAAGAGAAAGACUCCUUAGGCUCUGAAAAUGCUUCACUAUUAGACAAGAUUCAGCUGGCAGAUAUCAUUACUAGGGAUCUGAGAGAUGAAUCAGAACUGCACUUAAAAACAGCAAAUGAACGGUCAGCUGAGAAUACAAAGCUGUUGGCAGAGAAUGAAAAUCUGGAGGCUGAAAAGGAAGCAGCUAAUAAACAAAUGGCCGAUCUGGUCCAGAGAUGUUUAACGUUUGAGGAAGAUGCCAACGCUCUGAAGUCUGAAAUGCAAGGGAUCACAUCGCAGAUGGAAGUGCAUGAGAAAACCAUCGAAAAACUGAUGACAGAAUGUGAACUCUUGAAAGAUGAAAAGUCAAAACUACUGGGCGAAAAUGAAGGCUUGAACUCGCAGAUGAGAGCCAUUAGUGAUGAGAAAUCGUCAUUAUGUUUAGAGCAUGAUGAGGCCGUCAAGAAGUUAAAAAAGAUUCAAGAGGACACGGACAUACUGUCAAAAGAGUUAGAAAUAUCAAAGAUUGAGAAGACUGAGCUUCAGGUUAAGUAUGAUGGCGUCAAUGGGGAAUUAGAAACAGCUACCUGCGAAGUGUUAGACCUGAGGAAGACAAUACAAGAAUUACAAGAAGACAAGUCGGCAGUUUCUACAGAAAUUUCGAUCCUUUUGAGCAGGACACUGGUACUUGAGAAUGAGAUGCAUGAGUUAAAGGCUGAUAAAGAACGCCUCGAAGGUGCUAAUUCUGUCUUGAAGGAGAAAAUUGAUGAUCUUGUUCACAAACUAGAAGUUGUCGAAGAAGCCAAAAACAUGUUGGAAUCAGAGAAAGCAUCAGCACUAACUAAACUCGGGGAAUCAGAAAGCAGCCUAAAAGGCAUUGUAGAUGAAUCAGAACAACUAAGGAAGGAGAUUUGUGUAUUUCAGCAGGAUCAGCUGGACUCGCAAGGUAAGCUAUCUGAUCUUGAAAAGCAGUUGCAGGACAAAGAAGCCGACUUUUUAUCUCUCGAGAAGAAGCUUGAAGAAGCAUCAGCUGAGAUCCAGACAUCAAUGGCUCACGCAAGUAACCUGCAACAAGCAGUUGAUUCAGCGUAUAUAAAAAUCAACGAGUUAGAAGAACUGGUGAAGACUAUGAGUAAUGAGGCCACGGAGAAGCAAAGUCUCGCAGAGAAGUUGGAAAGUGAACUCACGGGCAAAGUCCUCACCCAAGAGGUGAUGUUGAAAGAGCGGAAGGAUAAUCUCGAUGAGUUGUCUGCAAACUAUAAGCUUCUUGAGAGUCAGCUCUUAGAGUCUUCCAAGGAUCUGGAGGCUGCACAGGGGAGGAUUGUCGAGCUGGAGAAAAAGGAGGAGAUAAUUCUGUCGCUACUAGGAGUUGUCCAGCAACAGAAACUACAGCUGAACGGACUGGAGGAUAACUUGAAAGAAGUGGUUGAGAAGCUUAAAUUCUCUGAAUCAGAGAAAGCGGAAUUGGACAAGGAGUUGAUGAAGCUGAAUGGAGACGUUCAAAACCUGGAAGUCCAGAUCCGCCUAUCGAAUCAAAAGCUUAAGAUAACCGAAACGGAAAGCAAGGACAAGGAAGAGAUCCACAAGAGGACAGUGGACGCAUUGAACGAAGAACGCAGAAAACUAGAAGAGCACUCAUUGAACUUGACAUCCAGAGUUAAUCUCGUGGAGGGUGAGCUCCGGCGAGUCAAGGAAUUGGUGCAGUUAGAAAUGGAGUCUCUGGGUAGGGCCUUUGAUGAUCUGGAGCUAAAACUGGAGGACGACUGCAGGCGGAUCCACACCCACAUUUCCGAUUGCUCCAAUGAUGUCAUGUUGAUGAAGAGGUGGAUAACGGCGUUGGUUCACUCGGAAGAAGGAUUGAAGGUUGAGAAGAGGGAGCUGGGGAUGAGGCUGAACUACAAGGAAGGAAUCAUCUCCAUGCUGAAAGAUGAAUCCACCCUCAUUCGAUCAAAGCUGGAUGAGAAGAUGAAAGAGGAGGAAAGACUGGCGCAGAGGGUGGCGGAGCUGGAGAGGAGAGAGAGCGAAUCGAAGGUGGAGCUGUUUUCCAGGGAUGAGGAGAAGAGGGAGGCCAUAAGGCAGCUGUGCCUGCUGAUCGAAUACCAUCGUGAGAACUGCGACCACGUCUGCAAGCUCCUCUCUGCGACUCUCAAUAGAAGAAGGCGCAGAUCGUGA